GAACGUGACAGUUGUGCGCAGGCGCAGUGCCCCCUGCUGCUGUGUUGAUAACUCGUCUCUGCUGUUCUCUCGUCGCUAACCGGAGUAAAAUGUGAUUCCACGCGGGUUAGUGGACGAGCCACGUGUCGGCGGGAUUCUUCCUGGAGCUGAGAAUCCGGUCUCAACUGAACCAUGCUGAAGUGGUUUUCUGCUGAAGAGGGAGAACCUGGGUCUGGAGGCCCGGGUUCUCCCCUCAGAGCUGCUGGCGCUGGAGAGCUUGCUGUGGAGGAGGCGGCCGAGCGGCUGACCCAGACGGAGCUGCUCGUCACUCAGCUGAAGGAGAUGAUCCGAGAAAAGGAUUCAACGCUUCGCACCAAAGACGAGCAGAUGAAGGUGGAGAAGGAGGCUUGUGAUGCCAAACUGUCGAAGCUGCGUCUCCAGAACAAGGCCAAGGUGACGUCCCUCACGACACAGCUGGAGGAGCUGAGGAGGCAACAGGGAGGUCAGCUCACGCCAACACACGGCAAGAAGGGAUCAUCAGAAGCAGGAGAGCAAGCCAGUCGGGGAAAGAUUGUCUUACUCAAGAAGAAAGUGGAGGAACUUGAACAGCAACUUGCACAAAGAAACAAUGAACUGGAAAACAAGCGGAAGGAGGUGGAGUCCCAGCGGCAGCGAGGCGAGGAAAUGGACACGAUGCUGACGGAGAAGGAGCGGAAGCUGGUGGAGAAGGAGAACUACAUUGUCCACCUGCAAACAGCACUGGCAGGAGAUCAGCCCGUCACACCUCCACCACAACAGGUGGUGGAGGACGGUGGAGCAAUGCAGGAGCUCCAGCUGCUGGUGCAGGGUCUGACCAGGAAGGUGGGAGAAUCAGAGGAGCGCUACAGCCUCCUGCAGGAGCAGUCGGAGAGCCUGAAGGAGCUGCUGGUCACAGAGAAGGAGCAGUACGCGCAGAAGGAGAACAUGUACAAACAGAAUAUCCAGACAUUCAAAGACAUCCUCAUUCAGAAAGACAACCAGCUGGUGGAGAUCAACCAGAUGCACGAACAGGAGCUCUUCAAGCUCGCAGCCAAGUCUGAUGCCAGCGCCGACCUGGAGCAGCUUCUGAAGGCCCUCAAACAGAAGCUCCAUGAGAAGGAGGAGGUGCUGCUGGGUAAAACGCAGGUCAUUGAUGUUCUCCAGGGAGAAGUGGAUGGGAGAGACCAACAGAUAAAGGAGCUGACUGAAAAGCUCCGCCGGCUCCAGGUUGAACGAGAGAGCUUGGCCUCCAAGAUGGAGGCAGAGAAGCACGUGAUGCGAGCACAGCUUCGCGACCUGAUGGAGAAACAGCAGGCAGAGGUGCAGCGACUGACCGAGCAGCAUCGCUCACUGGUGGACCAGGCCCAGCAGGACUUCCUGGAGCAGCUGGAGGAGCUGAGGAGAACCUCGGUAGCACCUGCCAGCCAGGAGGCCUCGGGGUCGGGAAGCAUGACUGCUGAUUCAGCCUCCAUCCAAAGAAUAGCUGAGCUAGAAGCACAAGCAAAGCAGAAGACUGAUGAAGCCAGCAGAUCAGACGCCAAGUUCCUGAAGAUGAAAGCUUGGUCGAAGUCUCGGAUCCGACAGUUGGAGGAGGAGCUGAAGAAAAGCCAAGCUGGAGGCGCCCCCCCGGAUCUGACGGCCCUGCGGAGUCACGUCACGGCUCUGGAGGAGGAGAGGGAGGAAAACCUCUGGAAGGUGGAGCAGUACGAGGAGCUCAAGACAAAGAAUGAAAUGCUGGAGGCCAAGCUGGUGGUGUACGAGGAGCAGCAGAGGAGUCUACAGGCCGACCUGGAGCAGUUCACUAAGAGGGCCACCUCUCAGGCCAGCGAGUCAGGAAGUGCUGAUGACUCUCAGAGCCAGGUCUUGGAAUGGCAGGAGAUGGUCACGGAGGCGGUCAGUGCCAGGGACCGGGCCAAGGAGGAGAAGGUGGCCAUGGCUCUCCGCAUCAGCCACAUGGAGGAGGAGAGAGAGGCACUGGCCUCUCGGCAGCAGGAGUUGGAGGAGGAGCUGGCUCAAUCCCGGGGGCUCGGCCAACACAGGCCCAAGAAGCUAACGGCCCCGGCCCAGCGCAGCCUGCAGGAGGACUUUGAGUUUGACGGACAGGUCCAGUUCCAGGACCCUCGCGGCGCCUCGGAGAGCACCGCCCCGAUGGAGGGGGAGAACAUGGGAGAUGGUUUGCGGUCUGUGGUGGAGGAGCUGGAGCUGGAGAGGAACCAGCUGCAGGAGCAGAUCCUGAGUCUGGAGGAGCGCUGUCAGGAUCUGGAGGAUCGACAGCAGCUGCAGUCGCGUAUGGAGGCGUUUCAGGUGACGUUUGAUGUAGAUGAAGAUGAGCAGCCAUGUUGGGUCCCUCAGAACGAGUCCGAGAAACUUCAGAGUCAACUCGCCAGCAUCCGAAGUCAACAGAGCAGAGACGCAGAGAAACACCAGCUGCUGGUCGCCAGUCUCACCGAGCAGCUCAAAGGACUGAGUAACACACAGGAGUGUCUGGAGAGUUCUCUGAUCGAGAAGGAAAACACUUUGGCUAAAACGUCGGAGAAACUUGAGCUGAUCGGCAGCCUCAGAGAAUCUCUGAGCGAGAAAGAGCUUCAGUUCAAAGACGUGUCUGACCGGCUCCUCCAGACCGAGCACACUCUCGACAACGUCUCCAUGAAAUGCAGCAGCUCGGAGAAACACUGUUCGGAGUUAAAGACCGAAGUUUGUGACCUCACGCAGAAGUUUACUGUUCUGAAGGAGAAGACACAAAAGCAGGAAGUCACCAUAGAAGCUUUACAGACGGAGCUGGAUCAGACCAACGAGGAGCUGGACAAACUGAACUCCGCCCACCUGGAGGAACGAGCCCAACUCAUUCACGAUCUUCAGACCUGUGAGCGGGAAAUUGACAGUCUCAGAGAAGUCGUGUCAGAAAAGGACAAAGAGAUUUCAAGCCUCUCUGCCAACAUGGUGGAGUACACGGAACAGAUCACGGUUCUGAAGCAGGAGAUCAAACUCAAAGAAGAGAACCUGGUUCAGGUAGAAGCGGCGCUGAGGCGAGCGGAGCAGCAGGCCAUGAUCAUCAGAGACUCACAGGAUUCAGACCAGCAGUCUCUGAACAGCAGGAUCACAGAGGCGGUGGAGAGACUCAAGGACACGGAGACAGAAUUAGUCAAAGCCAAAGAGGAGAGAGAGUCCAAAGAGGCGGAGGUGGAACAACUGUUAAAGCAGCUUGAAGACGACAAGAAAACUAUUCAGGAGCUUCGAGUGGAGAUUCAGAAACAGACUGUGAGCCAUCGUCAUCAUCUCUCUGAAUGUGAGACACACAUCACCUCGCUGAAGGAGCAGCUGAGGUCAUCCACAGAGAAGCUGCAGGAGUCAGAGGGACUGGUUUCACAGCUCCAAGACAAAAACAUCAGCAAUGAGGAAUUACAGCAGCAGCUUCAUGACAAGGAAGAGACGUAUGAAAAGGAGCUGAAGUCCUUCAAGGAAGAGCACAACAAGCUCCUGGCACAGGUGGAGAAAUACAAGAAUGAGCUCCAGACAUUGUCCAAACAGUUGGAGGAGCAGGUGCAGAGCGAAGCACAGAUCAGAGAGGAGAUGAGAGAGAAAGUGGAAACAAUAGAAACAUUGGAAAAGCAGCUAAAGACGACCGGUAAACAAACUUCAGAGAAACAAAAGUUGAGCAAUGAGCUAAAAAACAAAAAUGAAAACAUCUCCAAACUCAAGAACCUGUUGAAAAGCACGAAGGCGGAGAAGCAGCAGCUGACUGAAGAGCUGGAGCUUCAGAGGCGGAGCGUCAAAGAGCUCAAUGAUACGGUGACGACAGCAAUGGAACUCAACAGCGGCCUGGAGAAUCAAGUGCGCUGUUUCGCAAACGAAAAAUACACACUUGAAGAGGAAGUGAGCGAAAGUUUGGAAAACAUUUCACACGUCACAGCUGAAAAGGAUUCUUUACAAGCUCAAAUAUCUGAGCUGGAGACACAGUGUUCACAGAUUGACAGAGUUGUUGAGGGGCUACAAAGAGAUAAAGAGGAACUGACUCUUCAAGUUAACGAGUUAAACGGAGUCCUUGAGCAAAGCACAAACUCAAACUCAGAGAUGCUGCUGGAGAAAACCAACAAAUGUAGUCUCCUCAGCCAGCAGCUCAGGGAGCGGGAGGAGAAAGUGACCGAGCUGCAGGAACAUGUGCAAACCUUGAGUUCGGAGGUCGAGCAGCUCCGGUGUGACGUGGCUGAGAAGGAGAAAACCUCUGCUGAGCUUCACGCACAGUUAAAGGCCGAACAAGACCAGCGAUCACAAACUGAGGAGACUCUGGGUCAGCUGCGAGGACGGGAGAGCAGCCUGAGGUCUGAGUUAACGGAGAAGGUCGCCGUGUUGAAAGAGAAGCAGGACGAGUGUCGAGGUCUUCAGGAUGAAAUCACAGCUCAGAAGAACAUGGUGUCCGAGCUGCAGGAGGAGCACUCACAGCUCCGACUGCAAGUUCAGACCAGAGAUGAAAUGUUGGACAAUGCGACACAACAAUGUCAGAAUCACAAAGACAAACUGAACGUAAUGAACGAGACUGUCAAGACUCAGAGUGAUCAGAUCCGUGUCAUGGAAGAGAACGCCAGGAAGCUCCAGAAUGAGGCCGAGGUGAAGCAGACGGAGAUGACUCGCUUAGACGAGCUCAUCCAGGCUCUCACAGAGGACAACCACCAACUGGGAGCUGCUGCUGAGUCCAGAGAGAAGGAGCUUGCUCUUCAAACAUCUGAUCUUGACUCGCAGCUUCAAACGACCCUGGAACAUAACUCCAGUCUGAGCAUGAAGAUCAGCAAACUAACAGAAGAUAAUCAGAGACUACAGGACGAGUUGGAUCAGAACAGCAGAUCCGUGUCUGAGCUGACCACCGAGAUGAGUUUACUUCGAGAAAAAAAUGCUGGGCUAGAACUCCACAUCUCAGACAACGAGAAGAGAGUCAGCAGCUUGUUGACGGAGAAGAAGGAGCUGAGCGCUGCCCUGGAUGAAUUAAAGAAUAUCCUCAAGGAGAGUGAGCUCUCCAAUUCAGCAGGUUUGCUUGAGAAAACAAGUGAAAGUGCAAAUCUGUCAAAAACCCUGAGAGAGAGAGAAGAACAACUUCAAAGUUUACAGGAGGAAGUUGACAGCUUAAAAUUGCAAGAGUCACAACUCAAUAUGUCUUUGAGUGAGAAAGAACAGACGUUAACAGAGCGGAGGGUUCAGUCGGAGGCUCAUCAGGAUCAACUGCUGCAGCUUCACGACACCGUGUCUGCGCUUCAGGAACAAGCGUCUGUCUUGAAGUCCGGGUUGAUGGAGAAAGACGCAUCGAUUCAGCAGAAAGCAGAGGAAUGUAGCGUUUAUCAGAAGGAACUCGUGCUACAGAAAGAUCUUGUAUCACAGCUGCAGGCUGAGGUCGAAUCCACUAAACGGACGAUAGAGCAAAAAGAACAGACGUUAAGCAAAGUGUCAAAGGAGUUUCAGAACCACAAGGAUGAGCUGAACAAGAGGAACGAGUCGGUGAUGUCACUCAGCGCUCAGCUCGGUGCCAUGAAUGAGAACGCCGCAGAGAUGGAAGCUGAAAUCAACAACCUGAAGGCGGAGGUGCAGAAACUCCAAGCAGAGAACUGUCAGCUGACACAAGAGGCCGGCCAGAGCAGAGCAGAGAUCAUCGAUUUUAAAGACAGCUUCCAGGCUCAGAAUGAGCAGAAUACCAGAUUAAAAUCUGAACUUCUGAACACGGUGACAGUUCUGUCCAAAGCACAGGAAGAGGUCGCAAAUCUCCAAAAAUCUGUCAGCGGUAUGGAACAGGAGCUCAAGACGGCGCUCUCCGAGCAGGAGACGCUUCAUCUGAGCGUGAAGGGAAAAGACGACCGGCUGAAACAAGAGGAGAGUUUGAUCCAGCAGCUCAACGCUAGAAUCACUGAGCAGGAGCAGCGGCUGAAGCAAACCACAGAAGACAAAGUGAGUUUAUGUGCAAAAGUGUCCGAGCUGGAAGAUUCUGCCAGGAAGCUCAGAGGUCACGUUGACAGCCUCACUGCAGAGUCGUCCAUCCUGAAGAACACGCUGGAGAAUAAGGAACAGUCGAGCCUUGAAUAUCAGAGUCAUUCUUCAGCCGCUGUCGAAAAUCUUAAUUCAACUCUACAAGCCCGAGAGGCAGAAGCUGAGAGGUUGAAGGAACAGACUUCACACCUGGAAGAAUCCGUCUCAAGGCUCAGCAGCACCCUCCAAGCACAGCUGGCUGAAUCUGAAAACCUGAAGAAGGCCCUGGUGGAAAGAGAAGCCGCUCUUUUGAACCAAUCAAAGUCUCUUCAGGACGUCCAGAGACAAGCAGACGAGUCCUUGCUCUUUAAAACACAGUUCAUGGAAAGCACUGAGCUGGUGUCGCAGCUACAGAGUCAAAUUCAGCUCCUGUCCACAGAGUAUGAAAACCUCCGAACGCCUGCAGAGGAAACGCAAAGUGCCUUCAAGAACCUACAAGAGAAAUAUGCAGCCAACUUGGAGGAACUGCAAGACGUGAGACUGCAACUGUCCCAUCGAGCUGAUGAGGUGUCCAACCUUCAGAAGUUACUGGAGGAUUCCAAUAACGGACAUCAGGGGGCGAAGAUCACCAUCGAAACACUGAGACACGAGUUUUCAGAUAUGAAACACAAACUCAAGAAAACCAAAGACCUGAACUCAAGUCUCUCAAAGGAAAAGGAAGAAGCUUUCUCUUCUCACCAAGCUAGUGUGUCUCUGCUGACUGUGGAAAUAGAAAGGCUCAAAUCCCAACACCUUCAGGUCGCUGCACAAAUGAAUGCGCUGACAGAAAACCUGGAGCAGAGGGAACUGGCUCUGCAUGCGAUCAACAGCCAGUACACAGCUCAGGCUAAACAUGCUUCUCAGCUGGUUUCAGAAAUACAAAAACUAGAGGAGCAGAAUAAGAGGCUGAGCGAGGAAAUGAGUUUGUCGACGGCAGAGCGUCAGAAGCAUCUUGACACCGUCUGUAAGGAGAGUUCACGUUUGCAGGAGGAAGUUAGGAAGCUCCUCGCGGUGAAGGAAGAGCUGGAAACCAGUCACCAUCAGAUCCGGACAUCGCACGAGGAGCUGCAGCUUCAGAUGCAGCAGCAGUCCAGCAGCAUGAAGGAGAACAUGGAGCAAAUGGUGUCGGAGAGGGAGAUCCUUCAAGCCAAGGUUAGUGCCAAAGACGAAGAACUUUCUCAGUUAACAGAAAACAUUCAAAAGAUAGAGCAAAUUCUGCAGGAUUCAGAGAAAGAGUGGCUGUUAGUUCUGGAUAAAGAAAAGCAGGAUAGGAAUCGACUUGCAGAACAAUUGAAAAGUGUUGAAAAUGAAAAGAAAUCUGAAGAUGUUAAAGUGAACGCGUUGAAACAAGACUUGGACAGUUUGCAGGAGAAGCUAGCGGAGGCUUCCUCUUCAGUUAGACAAGGGUCGGAUCAACUGAGCGCCAAAGAGUCCGAGGCCUCAGCCUCCAGGAUUCAACUGGAGAAGGUGUUAGCAUCUUUUCAGGAAAAGGAUAGAGAGAACCAUGAUUUGCAGCAGAAUCUAAAUACUGUGGAAAUUGAGUUAGAAAAACUUCUCCAAAGAAAAUUACGCUCUGACAAAGAUUCAACCUCCUCUGAGAAAGCAGCUGCUCUGAAUAAAAAACAAGGCUCUUUACAGGACAUGAUAAAACAGUUAGAGGACAGACAUCAGUCCGAGGUAGAGGCUCUAAGAAAUGAGUUGGAUAAAACGCUUGAUGAAGGAGGGAGGAGUGAGGAGGAGAAGAGUCAACAAGUUUCUCUUCUACGAGACGACGUGGAGCGUUUGAGGACGCAGCUCAGCGCUGAGUCAGAGAACCUGAGAGAAGCUGCUGACAAACUCUCGUCUUUACACAGUGCGGUACAAGCUAAAGAUGAGCAGAUUAACAGUCUGGGCUUUCAGAUCAAUCAGCAGAAGGAAUUACUCGCUGGACUAAGUCAGCAGAUGAGAGAUAAAGAUGCAUCCAUCGCUCAAGUCAUGGAAUCUGCCUCCAACGAAAGAGUGAAACUGUGUGAGGAGAAAACCUCCCUAAUGGCCCAAGUGGAAAACAAGCAGCGAGCACAUGACAUGUCCACGAGAAGGUGUGAAGAGUUAGAAGUUAAACUUCAGCAGUUAGAAGAUACGAUCUCUCGCUCUCAAUGUGAAAUCAACUCCACGAAUUCAGAGAAGCUCGAGCUGCUUCGGGAAAACAACGAUCUGAAAGGGGAACUCGCCAAGUUGUCCAAAGAAAAAGACGGCGUGAAGAAGAAGCUUCAAGCUGCUCUCGUCGUGAGAAAGGAUCUGAUGAGAAAACUCCAGGAGUUUGAAAAGCAGAAAGAAGAGAGUGUGAACUCUGAGAAGGAGGUUUCGCUUUUCCAGGAUAAACUGCAGGAAACAACACAUCAAGCUCAGGCAACAGCCAAAAUGUAUCAGGAACAAGUUUCUCUUCUUGAACACACAAUUCUACAGAGAGAGGGAGAGAUUGAAGAACACAAAACACAGAGCGAGAGACUUCUCCAACAGUUAGAGUCAGAAAAACUAAAUCUGCAGAGCACGUUGAAUCAGAAAGAAAUGUGUUUGUUAGAAAAGCUGCAAACACUCAGUGACCAAACCUCCGUCAUCGAGCAGCUGCAGUCCAACGCUGCAGAGACUGAAAAAGCUUCUGAGCGAGACAGAAACGUUCUGAUCCAGAAAGUAGAGCAGCUUCAAGAUGAAAUCAGGACAUGUAAGAAUGAGUUAAAGGAGAAAUCCUCCUCUGCUGCUGCGGAGUUAGAAAAUGAGCUCACACAGGUGAAGUCCGAAAAGGCCGUUCUACAGAAGAAAGCCCAGGCUGCUCUGCUCGCACGCAAAGAGACGCUGAAGAAAGCUCAAGAGAAUGAAAAGAAAUUAACUCAAGAACUGGCUGAGCUGAAAGACGACUACAAGGCUCUGCUGGAGCAGCGCUGUCAGCAGACCAACGAGCUGAACGCCAUCCAGCUCAACUUUGACGAGAAGGUCAGGGAGCUGGAGAACCUCCAUCGAACCUCUUUGUCAUAUCAGGAUGAACUGGGCACUUUGAGGCAGCUGGUCGAGGAGCGGGACAAAACUCUUCAAGAUCUGAAGAUGUCUCUGGCUGAGAAAGAGAGACAGUGUCAUUCUCUGUCACUCGUUCAGUCAGAGCUGGAAACAGUUAAAUCCCAAGCUGAGAAGAUGUCACUGGAGAUGGCAACUAAAGAGGAAGUUAUCUUAGUCAUGGAGCAAAGAACCGAAGCUUUGAAGUCACAACUUCAUCUCGCCGAGAACGACCUGGAGAGAGUACGAGAAGAAGUACGAGAGAAAACGGAAGAAAUUGAGAAUUAUAAGCAAACAAUCAGGGUCGUUGAGGAAGUGGCCCAACAGGAGAAGCAGGUGAACAUCUCUUACCAACACAUGAGCGCAAAUGAAGAAAAGUUUAAAAUCCUAGAGGAAGAAAAGGCGGCUGCUUUAGAGCAGAUGAAAGUGGAACUUGAGACAGCUCUUGCUUCAGUUUCACAGAAAUCCCUUGAAGUGUUAACCAUCCAAAAGACACUAACUGAAACUCAGCAGCAGCUCAUUGAGGACAAACUUGUUUUGACAGAGGAGCUUGAAGAAGCACAUCUGCAUUGUACCGAGACAGACAGGGUUCUGGAUUUGCUCAAGCAAGAAAAAGAAAAUGCUUUUCAAUCGGUCCGUGAUCUCAGAGGUGAAGUGACGGCGCUUACCGAGCAGCUGAAGGAGAGAGAGACGCUGAACGAGCAGCUCCGUCAAGAGACGCCUGAGAAGUUUGAAGUGAGACUGAAGGAGAGAGACGAAGCUUUAUUGGUCUCUCAGGCUCGAGUAGCAGAAAAGGACGAGCUAAUUGCUGCACUUGAACAGCAGCUACAGCAGCGAUUAAACAUGCACGAAACUGCCAUUGAAAGAAUGAGAGUCGAGGCUAAUGAGCUUCAGAAAUCUCAAGAAGACGGCGACAAAGCAAACAGCAAAAUCACUCUCCUAACCAGGAAGCUACAAGCUGCUUUACUUUCCAGAAAAGAACUCUUGAAGGAAACUACAACACUCAAGGAAGAAGCAGAAAAGCUUUCAGCCAGACACGAAGCCAAGUCCGAUGAAUGUUCUGUCCUGGAAUCAGCGGUUGUCAAGUUGAAACAACAGAACACAGAUCUGGAAACCUCGGUGUCGUCACUGAACGAGGAGAAAGACGAGCUCAACUCCAGAAUCGAUAGAAUCCUUGAUGAUAACCGCAGUCUGUCAGCGGCUUGUGACAGCUUGAAACUCACCAUAGAAAACAUCACUCAGCAGAAACAAGCCUUCUCAUGUCAGCUGGAAUCUCUGAAGGACUCUCAAACUGACGAGCUGUCCAAGUGGAAGUCCAGGCACGCUGAGCUGAAGCAGGAGUAUGAAUCUCUUUUGGAGGCUUAUGAAAAUGUUAGCAGUGAAAUGGACAAAAUGAGACAGCUUUUGGAAGGGGCCAAACGAGACAGACAGGAAGCCGUCCGCAAAGCACACAGCCAGGAGACAGAGAUGGAGAAGAUACAGAAGCAAGCCCGAGACAUGGAGGAAGAAAAUGAAAGUAUUAAAGAGAGGAUGAGAAAAUCUUCCAAAGAGAAACUGCAGAGGAUUAAGGACCUGGAGGAAGAGAAUCAGAAAAUCAAACUAGAGUUGACUGAGCACGAAGGAAAGCAGAAGACAUUGAUGUGCGAGCUGACUGAUAGAAAUACCGAGCUGGAGGCUGAGAUGCGUCGACUUAAAGAGACUUCAGAGGAUCUCAGAGAGAAACUUACACAGAUACAGGCUGAGAAAAGCCAACUGGAGGAGAAGCUGGAAGACGCAAGCAGCUCCUUGGAAAAUAGGCACACGGAAUCAAACGCGUACACAAACAACAUGCAGCUGAAACUUGAUGAAGCACUCGGACUGAAUAAUUCUCUGACUGCUCAGAUCGAGGCUCAGAAAACGGAGCUCGGCGCUCAGUUGGAAAUCAACAACUUGUUACAGAAGGAGAAGAAAAGUCUGUCUGAAAGAAUUGAAGAGGUACAGAACGAUCACGAGCUGCAGCUGGGACAGAAAGACGACGUCAUCAAAGAGCUGAAGGACGAUAUCUACCGUCGCAGCCAAGAGACGAUAAGUCUGAACGAGAAGGUGAGAAUCCUGGAGGACGACAAGUCUCUGCUGCAGGAGGAGCUCGAAAAUGUUCAAGAGAUUUCAGACAAAGUGAAAAAUGAAAAUGAGUAUUUGGAGACUGUGAUCCUGAAGAACUCUGAAAGGAUUGACGAGCAGACAGAGUCCGUCUGCGCUUUGCAAACCCAGAACACACAGCUGGCGUCUCAGCUGGCGGCCAUUAAGGAGAGGAGCGAUCAGGUUCGACAAGAGAAAGAAGAGGAGCAACUCAAGUUGGUCCGAGGGUUUGAGGAGAAACUCAAGACGGAGCAGAGAGGCAACCAGGGCUCCAAGAACGUGAGGAACGAACUACGAGAGCUGCUCAAAGAAAAGCACCAGGAGAUAAAUCAACUGCAGCAAAACUGUAUCCGAUACCAGGAACUGAUUUUAGAAUUAGAGAGCUCUUUGAAGAGCUCGCAGUCGGCCUGUGACCUCCUGGAGAAAGAAGUGAAGAAAGGCUCAGAGAAAGUCUCGGCUCUGGAGGAGAGAAGUCAAGAAGUCGAAGCUGCGCUGAUAACAAACAGAAAUCUCCUCCAGGAGGCAGCAGAGAAGAUUCAGAGUGUCCAGUCUGAGAAAGAACAGCUGCUUCUGGAAAUGUCCCAGCAAAGUAAAAAGUCUGAAGAGAAAAGAAAUUUGCCACAAGUUAUGGACGAGAGGCAAAUAAACGCAUAUAUGCAGAAUCAGUUUGUGUUGCAGCAACAGAUCGAUGAACUCAAAGAGUUGAAAGAUGAAGAAAGUGUAAAAGUGAAUGAACUGAGACAACAUGUGGACGCUCAGAACCUUCAGAUGAACACUCUGAAGAGAGCAGCUGAGACGAAUGAAGCCAAACUCUCAGCUUUAUCUUCCACUGCUCAAGGGGCGUAUGCGACCAAGCGCUGGAGCGAAAUGUUCCAGAAGACUCUGAACGAGAAGGACAACCAGCUGCUGGAACAGGGCUUUGUGAUCAAACGCUUCCUGGAGGACAUGAGAGUGAAAGACAAAGAGGUGAAUGAGCUACGAGUUACCAAGUCCAGACUGGAGAGGACUCUGAACGAGUACUCGGUCGCUGCUGCUGCACAACAGAGGCAGCUGUUUGUAAUGAGCGCCAGCAACGCUGAGCUGAGCGAGUCCGCAGAGCUCAUGACUGUGCAGCUGAAGGAACUCAGCGCUCAGGUGGAAAGAACAGAACGCGAUAAAAACGGGCUGAACCGGCGGCUCGUGGACAAAGAGGACGUGAUUUCCAGAGUGCAGCUAAAUCUCCAGCAGGUGGAGAAGUUAAACACCGACUUGGAUGCUCAGCUGCUCCUCCUACAAACUCAAAAUGACAAACUUCGCGCUAACUUUGAGAAACAGGAGGGAAUUUCUCUGCAACUGAAAACGCUGCUUCAGGGCAAAGAUGCCGAGAUCUCGUCUCUGUUGUCCUCUCGAGACGGACAGAUGUCGGGGUAUCUGGAGCAGCUCCAGGCUAACUACCGCUCGCAGGUCGCAGUUUACGAGGACAGGUUAACGUCUUCUCGCUACCAAAGGGAAAAGGCUGAUAAAGGGUUAAGAGGACUUGAAACUAAAGUCAAAAGUCUGCAGAUUAAAGCUAACAAGUCUGUCCAGGAAAAGGAGCAGAUGGCAGCAAAGAUGGAAUCAUUCAAGAACUCGAUGGUGUCUUUACAAAGUGAGCGGGAGCGACUCAUGUCAGAAUACAGAAUCCUGGAGGCUAAGAGUGAGUUGGGGUUGAAGGGCAAAGACGGCUCUGCUGACGGGGAAGGUGGUGCAGCCAAAGGCCUCAAACAUGAAAUCAGGAAGUUGCUUCAUCAGAUGGAUGAUCUCAACUCUGAGAAUGCGAUGCUCAGGGCUCAGCUGGUCCGGUACAGGGAGGAUUUGAAUCAAGUGUUGUCUCUGAAGGACAACCAGUUGAAGGUGCUGCUGAAGAAGCAACAGGAAGUGAUUAAAAACCUCGAGAACCAGAAGGCUGCAGUGGACAAGCAGCACAGAAAGUCUCGGUUGGAUCUGCAGAAGGAGGAAGAGGUGAGCGAUUCGUUGAAAGAGGAGAUUUCUAAACUUAUAUCUCAAGUUUCAAGACAGGAGAUGGAAAUAUCCACUCAGAAAAUUGAAAGAGCAUCGACAGAUGUGGGCAAAGUGAUUUCUGAUUUGCAGGAGGCUGUGGCAGCCAAAGCGUCCGAGUGUAACGACCUCCAGCAAAAACUCUUCUCUCAGAAAACCUUAAAUGAUGAACUCAAUGCAAACAUGCGGCUGGUCGAAAAUGAGACGGACAAGAAACUGGCUGAAGCUGAAGAUAAAUACAACUCAGAGCUGGACACCUUCGAGCGGGAGGUGGAGCUGAUGAGGAAUGAGCACGAGACCGCUGAGCAACGGGUGGCAGAACUCGCCAAAGACCUUCUCCAAGUGGAGCAGCAGUUAUCAGAGGCCAAAACUCAAAGUAAAGAUCUGACGGCUCAGAACGAGUCUCUGUGCAAAGCCAUGGCUGCUCUACAGAACGACCGAGAUCAGCUCAUCGAAGACUUCAAGGUCCUGAGGAACCGAUAUGACGAAGAACUCCGAGAGACUCAGGCAGCGUUGACCAAGGUGGAGCGCAGCUUGCAGGACGCCACCUCGGACCUGGCCAUGUUUGCGAAAGAGCGGGACAUCCUCAUUCAUAAAGUCAACGCUCUGGACAGCAAAGACACAGACGCAGAGCUGAACAAGCUGUUGGACGAGCUGACGAAGGCCCUGUCGGAGAAGGAGAGGGACCUGAAGCAGGUCUCCAUGGAGAACAACAGCUACAGCAGGCAGCUGUCGGCCUUCUCCAGAUCAAUGGCCAGCCUCCAGAACGACCGCGACCGCUUGAUGGACGAGUUGGCCGGGACCAAACGAGUGGUUGAGUCCCGACAGGGUUCGAGCCCAGAGACAACCUCCUCCACCGCGAGUGUGGAGAAGUCUGAAGGAGGUGGCGUCAGUUUCCUCCAGAGUGAGAGAGACGGCCGGGAGACGAACGAGCUUCAACAAACUCACCGGACGACACAGGAAGGAGUCAGCAGCUCUCGGGAGGAAGCAGCCAAUCUGAGGACUGAAAGACAGAGGAAGGACUCCCCUCCAGUCAAACAGGAGGCGGUUGCUCUGUCCGGUCGCAGUGUGACGGAGGAGGCGGUGAGUCGGUUGGAGGCCGAGAGGCUUCAGCUCCACAGUAACCUGCAGCGCUGCGUGUACGAGAUCCAACAGCGAGACCAGUAUGUCCAGCAGCGAGACCAGUACGUCCAGCAGCUCAGCACCAAGCUGCAACAGGCCGUCGAGGAGAAAGGUGCAGUCGCAGCUCAGCUGAUGUCCAUGUCCCAAACGCUGAGGGACACACAGAACCGCUGCCACUGGCUGGAAGGACAAGGACAAGCUCAGGGGUCAGUGUAUGCUGAGGUUGCACCAGGAGCUCCACAGGAGAGAAGUAACGACUCCACGUUUCUUGAACCUGAAGAAGCCCGAGAGAGGCUGCUCGAGCUGGAGCAGAUCCUGGUAGAUGAAAGAAGCCGGAGAGAAACAGCUGAGGAGUCUCUGCGUCUCGCCUACGACCGAGCAAAGAGUUUGGACACUCAGAGAGAUUUCAGUAUCGAGAUGGAGACGGAGGACGAGUGGGAGGCGCUGAGUCUCGACCCCACCCAGCCUCUGAUCACACGACAGGUGAAAGGCGGCGUGGCGGCGUGUCGACGAUGGCUCAGGGGGCGGAGCCUCUACUUCUCCAAGCUGCUGACGAGCCGCGCCCGCUCUCGACACCUCUUCCUCUUCUACCUUCUCACGAUACACGUGCUGGUCCUCAUGUGCCUCACUGGAGCCCUCUAGUGACGCGAUGCUGGAACCAGUUUAAAGCUUAAGUCUGUAUUUAAGUCUGAAAAGCUGCAGAUGGAGAUUUUCUCCACGUUCUCGUUCAGUCGCAUCUUUUCCUGGUUCACGUUCACGAGCGUUACUUUGAUCUGGAUUCAGUUCUUACUUCUCACCGAUUGUUUUAGUUGUUUUUUUAUCGAAGGCUUGAAACGUGAGUUAUUGAUGAGAAUCAGAACUGGUUUGAUUUGUUUAGAUUCAUUUAAAUUGAUUUUCUAGAUAUUUUCUAUUGGGAACUGAAGCCUUAAGACACUACACGCCUCUUCUUUCUUCAUCAUAGCGUUCUCCUCCUUCAUCUCCUUCUCCUCCAUCCCCUCCUUUCCUUUCUCCUCCUCCUUCUCUAUCACCUUCUUCUUCUUCUUCUUCUUCCUCCUCUCCUCCUCCUACCCUAUAAUCUCCUCCUUCUUCUUCUGCUUCUCAUCCCCACCUUUCUCUUCUCCUCCUCCUACUCUAUCUUCUUUUUCUUCUUCUUCUUCUUUUUCUCCUUCUCCAUUCCCUCCUUUCUCUUCCUUCUUCUCCUCCUCCUACCCCAUCCCCUCGUUCUUCCUUCUAACAGGCAGGUGGAUUCCUUCAUUAUUAAUCUUCUUGUUGUUAUUGUUUUUGUGGUCUGUUGCCUGGGACGUGGUCAGAGAUCUAUCUUCUGUGGAUGAUCAGAAGAUACCUGAGCUUGAGGGCGAUGAUGUAACUUUAUGAGAAGAUGAAGCUGUAAACACUUCCUGUUCAAACAUGAUGUCUUGAAAUCCGUUUCCUGUCCAGCUCCAUGUUCUCGACCUGAGAACAAACAUCACAUCCUGCUUCUCAGACACGAUGCUGAGUUUAAACUAUGCACUGAAAACACUCAUGUAAUUAUCUCAUGCGAGCUCAGCAGCGCCCUCCCUCUGUCACCCUGAUACCUUUAAACUGUUGUGUGUGUGUGUGUGUGUGUGUCCUCACACUUGUUAAAGUUAUUGAGCGACAGCUAAAAUAUCAAAUUCUCCUCCACUGUCACAUUAUGCUGAUGAAAGUUCACUGUAAAAAACUAGACAUGAGGUUUGUAUUUAAUUGAUUCCCUGUAUUUAUGUGGAUGCUGUACAGUCCCUGUAUCUAUGUACAGUCUAUAAAUGCAUUUCUAUCCAUGAUGUAUAUUUGUUAUUGAGCGUUUUCAACUAACGAGCCAGAAAAAGAAAGAAUGUCUGUUGUUUUAAAGACGAGUGAAACAGAAUGAGACGUGUGACAGGUUUCUUUCUGGCUGGUUAAUUGAGGAGUUGAUUGGUUGAUGGUUUGCGUCGCUCCGUUGUUAUGAUUGUACAUAAAGACGAUUGAUGGAAGAUACAUGAACUGAAUCUAUUUAUGAAAAAGGUAAACUACUGAAAAAGGCUUAUUUUCUCUUGCCUGUAUUUUUCGGAGCGUCUGAUGACAUGAGGCUUCACUCAGUGUAAUACUGUGUCUCACUACCAUCGCAAAGAACUUUAAUAAAGCUUGUUCCACUUUUCCCCA
Molecule: messenger RNA, 16422 nt
Organism: Pleuronectes platessa (European plaice)
Lineage: Eukaryota; Metazoa; Chordata; Actinopteri; Pleuronectiformes; Pleuronectidae
Product: golgin subfamily B member 1
Exons: 30
Coding region: 172-14907 (4911 amino acids)
Cellular component (GO): Golgi apparatus
Source: RefSeq, a predicted model, not a curated record